AUGGAGGAGAAUGACUCCAAGCCCAGCGACGCAGCGGCGGCGGAGGGGCCGUGGCAGCCAGAAUCCAGCCCCAGUGGCGGCUCGGGAGGCGGUGGCGGCAGCAGCCCCGGCGAUGCGGACACCGGACGCCGUCGGGCACUGGUGCUGCCAGCGGUCCUGCAGGUGCCGGGCAACCACCAGCACCCUCACCGCAUCACCAACUUCUUCAUCGACAACAUCCUGCGGCCCGAGUUCGGCCGGAGAAAGGACGCAGGGACGUGCUGUGCCGGCGCGGGCGGAGGAAGAGGCGCCGGAGGCAGCGGCGAAGGCGGGGCGGGCGGGGCGGAUAGAGGCGGUGGCGCGGGUGGCGCCGAUCAGCUCCUGGGGUCCGCCCGGGAGUCCCGGCCGAGAGCGCCCUGUGCGCCGGGUGCCGGCGGGCCGCUGCCAGGCGGCGGCGGCGAGUCUCCGGGCGAAGGCGAAGGAGGCUCCAAGGCUCUCUCGCUGCACAGCGACGCCAAGAAAGGCAGCGACCCCAGCGGCCCCCUGGACGGGGCGCUCAAGGCCCGCGGCUUGGGAUGUAGCGACCUGUCCCUUGAGCUCUACUCGGACAGCCCCAGGUCUCGAAAACCAAAGAAGAAGAACCCCAACAAAGAGGACAAGCGGCCACGCACAGCCUUCACCGCGGAGCAGCUGCAGAGGCUCAAGGCCGAGUUUCAGACCAACAGGUACCUGACUGAGCAGCGGCGCCAGAGCCUAGCCCAGGAGCUGGGCCUCAAUGAGUCGCAGAUCAAGAUCUGGUUCCAGAACAAGCGCGCCAAGAUCAAGAAGGCCACGGGCAACAAGAACACGCUGGCGGUGCACCUGAUGGCGCAGGGCCUGUACAACCACUCCACCGCGGCCAAGGAGGGCAAGUCCGACAGCGAGUAGGCCGUCUUCUCCCUGCGUGUCUCUGUGCGCGAAACAAUGCAAUAAUUUAAAGUUAUCAAAAAGGGCAAGUGUACAAAAAUUAUACCAGCAUUCCUAGU
Molecule: messenger RNA, 1004 nt
Organism: Myotis lucifugus (little brown bat)
Lineage: Eukaryota; Metazoa; Chordata; Mammalia; Chiroptera; Vespertilionidae
Gene: EN2
Product: engrailed homeobox 2
Exons: 2
Coding region: 1-906 (301 amino acids)
Biological process (GO): regulation of transcription by RNA polymerase II; multicellular organism development; neuron differentiation
Cellular component (GO): nucleus
Molecular function (GO): DNA-binding transcription factor activity, RNA polymerase II-specific; RNA polymerase II cis-regulatory region sequence-specific DNA binding
Source: RefSeq, a predicted model, not a curated record